AUGCGGGCCCAAAGCAAUCCUGACACGAUUCGAACCAAUGUCAAACGACACGAGUCAAAACGACUUCGAGUGCUGAGUGUCAACUUAGAUGGCUUAACUACAGUCGUCUAUGAUACACUUGCCAAUUGGAUGCAGACUGCUCCCUACGACGUGCUGUUGCUGCAAGAGACACAUCGCGGCUUCGGGGCGGAGCAGGCGGAGUGGAAGAUGGGACAGUGGACCAUGAUUAGUUCGCCGGAUCCUAAAACACGAUUUGCAGGCGUUGCCAUUGCCAUUCGAACCACCAUUGUCGCCCACUUCACGGCCAGAUGCUUGCCGGUCAUCCCAGGACGGCUGCUACAUGUUCGGUUGAGUGGUGACACUUAUAGUAUUGACCUUUUGUCCUGCUACCAACACGUGAUUUCCAGUCGAGAGCAGCGGCACAUCAAUGCCUCCAAGCGGGAGCAGUUCUGGACCAAGCUUGGAAGCUACACUGCUUCACUGCCACAAAGGAAUCUCUUGAUAGUGGCACAGCUGGGGGAUGAUUUCGUCGGCUAUGCUCAGGCCAACAGUCUUUGCUUUCUCAACACAUGGAGCCGGGGUGGACAGCAGGACAUGAACACGUUCAUCAAUGGUAGCAGCAAAAGCCAAAUUGAUUACAUCUUGACAAGACGUUUUCAGGCUGACUCACUUGCCAGACGAGCCAGACCGGUGGCAGGACUGGAUUUUUCUCCAUGGAGGCUAGGAGCCAAGCAUCGCCCGGUGGAGACCUCCUUACCUCUCAAGCCAGGCUGGGCAGGAGCGAGGCAAAAACCUCAGAUUUCUCAGCCAUACGAUAAGCAGCAACUGGAGCUAUCCCUGCACUUGGCAGACUCCAAGGCCGACAUGCUGCGAGAUCGAGUGGAGCAAGUACGCACUUCUCUGGGCGAGAUGUGGAGGCAAGUGCUUUGGGCUUUCCGAGCCUAUGCUGCUUUCCAGCGGAGCUACCGAGAGGUCCGACGUCGGGGGCUCUGGCAUCGCAAGCAGAGGCUGCAUCAACAGUUGGAAUUGGCCCGACAGGCUGAGACCAGCAAGGACACCAGACUUCUGUAUCAGGUGGUCCGAGAAAUUGCCCCGAAAAUGCAGGGAGGUCGGGUUCGCAUUCGUUCGGUUGCAGGUGAAGUUCUGACGGCUGAGGAGGAGCAUGCCGAAAUCUCGGAGUACUUCAGGAAGCUAUUCAGUCUAAUACCACAUGAAAUUGAACCCCUCCCUAGGCUGGAACCGUUGAUUCUGGAGAUUCAAGAGCUCUACUCUUCGCUGGGUAAACUGGGCAAAGGCAUGGCCGUGCCUCGACUUCAUGCGCGUUCCUCUGUUUGGCGCUUCUGCAGGCAACAGCUCUGUGGGCCUCUUCUGGAAGCUUUUCACAGUGAGACGGCAGCUGGCUAUCCGGGGCGAUGGGCGGAUUGUAAUUUGGCUCUGAUACCUAAGCCGGGGAAAACUAUAAAAAGACCGGAAUCACUUAGACCAUUGGGUAUUCAAGAUGCGGCUGGUAAGGCCAUAGCUCAGGUGCUCAAGGAGAGACUUUUCCUACAGGUGCGGGAUACACUCGAGCAAUUUCCUCAGUACGCAUACCUGAGCAAUCGAUCCGCCCAAGACGCCAUACAGAGGGUGACAGAGCAUUGCAGUUUAAUACGGAGCAGAGUGGUGCAGGACAGGCACAACAUCUACAACAAAAAGUCCGGAAAAACCCGGUCCAAAUACGUGGGUGGAGCUCAAUUGGCGCUAGACAUGACCACUGCUUUCGACCGGCUUCCACGAGCUGCUCUUAAAGAAGCUUUGGAAUGGGCCAAUGUUGAACCCAGCCUCGUCUCCAUAAUUUUGGAACUGCACUGCGCUUGUCGGUACAGAAUUGAACACGAAGGACUGGUCUCUUAUGUGGACAUGUCUAAUGGGGUCCGUCAGGGAUGUACUUUAGCUCCCCUUUUGUGGGCUCUUUUCAGCGCUUUCCUGCUACAUAAGAUCGAAGUGAAACUGGAGUCUGCAUGGCCUAGAGAAUCGAUGACUCUGUACGCAGACGACACGCACUGUGCGUGGAAUCUGGCCAGUGCAAAGGACUUAUCCUUUUUCAUCCAAAGUGCCGUCGCUGUAUUGGAAGUGUAUCAGGAGUAUGGCAUGAAGGUCAACACUGAAAAAUCAGCACUUAUCAUUCGAUUGGCGGGCACACAUGGUGCUAAAUGGUUGAAGCGGCACAUUGAGGUGAUUGAGGGAAAGCCCCAUUUUCUCUUGGCUAGUGGCCUGCGAGUUUUUCGGGUGCCGGUUGUGCAGAAGGUGAAGUACCUAGGCAUCAUCAUCUCCUACAAGAACUACGAAACGGAGGUGGCAGCCUGCUUUCAACACAUGCAGGAGAUGGAGGUAGAUGCAGCCUUGGGAAAGAGGGAGGCUACAGCUCUGGCGGAGAACACAGCCGAGAAGGACGGGGAGCCUCAACCGAAACACCCUCGCCCACUUUCCAAGGGACAGGGCGGACAGGGGAAAGGAGGCAAAGCUGCCAACCCGGAACCAUCGGCUCCUUCUUCGGGACAUCCAAAUCGGGAGGCGACCACCAGCGACCCGAAAAAGGCAGGCCAGGACGAUCCACUCACAGCAGCGGCAGCGGCCUUCGGCCAGACCGGGCAACAGGCUCGAAGCCAGGGCAGACAGCAGCAACAGCAGCAGGGCUGGAGGAACAGCCAAGGACAGCGACGCGGAUGGAGCUCCUACCAAUGGGGAGGACAACGGAAAACAAAGGAGGAGCAAGCUUGGGAGGACAAUCUCAGACUCCUAGCUCGCCUUUGCUUACGACACGAGGACGAGCUGUCCCAGACUCGGGUGGAAAGGGACUUUGUCCUGACCAUGGAGACUCAGGAAGCGGCGGUUCUGACCAAGCUGUAUCGCUUGGCACAGGCAUGGCGAGUGAAGAAGGACAAGCAGGAGGUGACCUGCUCCCUUCGGGUAUGCCUCUUUAUGGGGCUACUGCAAGUGUGGCUGGAGAGGAUGAGAGCCUUGGAGGUCCCGGGAGACGAGGCGGAGGCACUCCGGAAGAGCAUUGUGGACAAGGGCUAUGCACAAAUGCCGGAGGGCACAACGGAGCUGCAAUGGCUGUAUCUCCGCUGGAAUUCAACCACCAAGGCGUUGGAGAAGGUGCCGGAUGCGGAGCCAAUGUUCCAAAGUCAGGUGGUGACCAUGCUGGUUCAGCUGCAGGCCACCCGGGAGGCGCCAAACGCCCUGCUUCGAUUCCGCUCCACGAGGAGGAUGGCAGAGGAGUAUGCAGGGGAGACAGUCACCUUCCUGCUGACAGUGGGACAUCGGGACCCCAUGGCAGCUCAGGCUUGGGGAAUGCUCACGAAUCUGUGCGGGAAUGGUGCGGGCAAGGUCAUCGGGCUCAAGAUGAAGCCGGCAAAGAUGGAUCGACAGCCCCUUGCCAAGGUCGUAGCGGAACGUUUUCCGCCACCGCCUCCGGCCAAUCGCGCCUCGAGCUCGCAGCAGGGACGGGACGAGCCGACCCAGCACCACGAGCCGGAGCAGGAACUCCAUUGA
Molecule: messenger RNA, 3534 nt
Organism: Symbiodinium sp. CCMP2592
Lineage: Eukaryota; Dinophyceae; Suessiales; Symbiodiniaceae
Source: the annotation of a GenBank genome assembly